UUUUUUGUUUGUUUGUCAAUGACAGCUAGGCUUCACAUGGUAUGCGCUAUUGGUGGAUCAACUUAGAAAUGCCCAUGUGCCAGUCUUACAAUACUCCCAUCUCCAGAGAUGAGACUAAAGAGCAACUCUUGUGUUGAGUCUUGACUGGAAGCUAGGUGGAAGCAUCAAUCUCUUAGCUGCUGCUUGCCGGAGGUAGCAAAAUGGCUCUAGCAUGGUUGGAAGAUUGUGUGGAUUGGUUGAGUGUCUAUGUGUACCGGAUAGUGCUGCUUCUCAGCUUACUCAUGUAUCUUAUCCUUGACGUCUUCUCUGAGAGCCGCCGGCGUGAAGGCAAAGGUUGGAAGAGAGGGUUAUUCUGGUUGGCAUACCAGCUGACUGACUGGGUCCCGGCAUAUGUCAUCAGCAACCUGUACCUUGAAACCUCGCCGCGCGAGAAGAUGAUCAUCGCCUUCUGGGUGCCGUUCCUGUUGCUGCACAACGCUCGCCCGGACAACAUCAGCGCCUACACCAUCGAGGACAAUGAGCUCUGGCUGCGCCUGUUCGUGUUUGUUCCCUUGCAGUCCCUGGGAUCCGUACUUAUUGUGUACAGGUAUAUACUCGCUGACUGCACUACUGGGUUGUUGCGUCAGGCGUCUUUCAUCAUGUUAUUGCUGGGCCUUUUCAAGUAUGUGGAGAGUGCGGCGGCGCUAUGGCUAUGCAAUUUGAGCCGCAUACGGAGGUCAUUCAGGAAGCUGCAGCCAAUUGCCAGUAGCUUCAGACGUGAUUAUGGUGGAAGCAGGAAUCUGAAAGAUGAGGAAGCCUUGUUGGUUGCUCAUGGCCUUUUCGAUAUCUGCAAGGGUGCCUUUUCUGAUUACUCGGUGGAGUACAUGGAUCGUGAUGCCGUCAGAAGCUUGUUCUCUGGUAAAUGGGAGAGUAUGUGCAAGGUGGUGGAGAUGGAACUCUCUCUUAUGUAUGACAUCCUCUACACCAAGGCCGCCAUGGUCUACACGUGGCAUGGCUAUGUCAUCCGUCUAGCCUCGCCGCCCUUAACCGCCACAGCGCUCUUUCUUUUUAGCCUCCAAUGCAAAGACGGCAUGAGAACAGAAGAUAAAGUUAUCAGUUAUGUAUUACUGGGGACGACCUUCCUCCUCGAUUUGAGAUGGCUGCUCAGAGCACUAGCUUCAACCUGGACAUACUCAUUCUUCAAGGGGCCACACAGUUGGUUGAAUCAUCAAGUUUUGUGCCGAAAGAGAUGGCACAAGCUCCGUCGCUGUGUCUUGUCCCUGUCUCUCUCCCGCCUCUCCUUGUGGCUGUGGACACGUGAUUGUGCCAAGAAGCACAAAAGCUAUAGGAGGUGGGAGGGUACCUUCGGGCGGCGCAACUUGUUGGAGCAGUGUAGUGGUGGGGAAAGGAACAAUCUAUAUAGCAUAUCUAGGAUGGAGCUUGAAUCGAAAGACCACUCGAGGGGCCUUGAGAUUCCAGACUAUGUCAAGAAGCUGGUGUUCAAUGUUAUAUGUGCAGAGUUAUUCCCUGCUCCAUUGACACCAAUGGGCAACCAGCAGAGGAGUAGCAGUUCCGGAGAUGAGAAUCCAGGGCCUCCAAGGUCCCCAAGUUCCUCAAGCCUCUUAAAAAAUGGGCAGAAAGGGUCUCGAGGGCGGGGGAACCCCGAUGAUCAUGACAGCAGUUCCAAACAUGGGCAGAAAGGGUCUCGAGGGCAGGGGAACUCCAAUGAUCAUGACAGCAGUUCCAAACAUGGGCAGAAAGGGUCUCGAGGGCAGGGGAACUCCAAUGAUCAUGACAUCACUUCGAGAGAUGAGCAUCAAAAGUCUCCACAGCCACAGAGCCCCAAGUGCCCAUGUGAGUGGCCCUGGAAGCCCCCCAUAUGUACCGUACAUCUACCUCAUGCCAAUCAGCACAACUGCAUCGACACUGAUAAGCCUCCAAGGACUCCGGUAUCCAGGGAGCCGGUCUGCAGUUGUAUGGACAAUUUGCCUCCUCCGUGGCCAUUCUACCUCAGGGAGUCGAUCUGCAAUGAUAUGGACAGUGAGCCUCCUCUGUGGCCGUUCUACCGCAAGGAGUGGAUCUCCAAUGGCAUGGACAAUGAACCUCCUUCGUGGACGCCUUACACCUGGGAACAGAUGUGCAAUGGUAUGGAUAAUGAGCCUCCUCCGCUGUCACCCCACACCAGGCAGCGGAUCUGCAAUGGUAGGCUCAAUGAGCCUCCUCCAUGGCCGCCCUACCCGAGGCAAGUCUGUGACCAUAUGAGUAAUGCGCCAUUUGAUCAAGAGAGAGACAAUGCGCCUGCAUGGCCGCACCACUGCCUUGAUGAGGAAGUAGCAAAGGCCUUGCCCGGACCCUACAAACAACAUACUGAUGGCCACUGGAUGUAUGAUCAAGCCCCGCCUGAACCCUAUGAGCCUUGUCUCUGGAGGAAUGCCCGUGCAGGUCCCAUGUAUGGUCAGUUCACCCUCGACAACCCCAACAUGGAAGCUGCUGCCCUCAACCCCACGGAUGAGUCAGGCAAAGAUACCAGGUUCCCUCCUGAGCUUCAAGAGACCAUCCUCAUCUGGCACAUUGCCACAGACGUUUUCCUCUCGUGGAACCACACUGUGGUCCCAGCAGCGCUCCAAGAUCAUGGGAAGGCAAUCAAGGCGAUGUCAGAUUACAUGGUGUUCCUCCUCGCCAAACGCCCCAGCAUGCUGCCAGGCCUCAAGCUCCGCAGCCUGUACGAAAAAGCCCGCGCUACCCUUAGGGAGGUAGGGAAAAUUAAAGAGAAGGGUAAACCCACUAAUCACACAACAACGAAAGAGAAGGCAGCGAAGGAGCUUGCCACGUGGAUGCUGGAAAAUGUGGAUCAUCUCAAGGACCCAAGUUCUGCUAUCUGGGAAGGAAAAAUGAAGGAUCAUCUCAAGGACCCAAAUUGUGAAGGAAAAAUGAAGGAUCAUCUCAAGGACCCAAGUUCUGCUAUCUGGGAAGAUCAUCUCAAGGACCCAAAUUCUGUUAUAUGUGAGGGAAAAAAGAAGGAUCUCAAGGAUCCAAGUUCUGCUAUCUGGGAGGGGGGAAAGAAGGAUAAUCUCAAGGACGCAAAUUCUGCUAUCUGGGAAGGAAAAAAGAAGGAUCAUCUCAAGGGCCUUGCUACCCUCUGGGAAGGAACUCAAAUCGCCCAGGUCCUGCUGAGCCAAAUACAGGACGGAAAACAUGAUCAGAGAGAAACUAUGGCGGAAGAAUGCGUGUGGAAACUUGCAUAUUGGAUUCCAGGUUUGCUUGAACCUCAUCAGGAUUUGGAAGGCAUGUUAAAGUUCAUCCUGGAAGCAUGGGUGCAUCUGCUCAUGUACGCGUCCAUCCGGGGCAGCAGGGAGGCACAUGCCAAGCAGCUCAGCCGUGGUGGCGGGCUCACAACCCUCGUGUGGAUCAUCUCAGAGCACGCGGAGGACAGGUUUGUCAGAUCGAAGUGCCCAUCGUUUUUCCUUUGAAAAUGUUGUUCAUCUGUCUAGCAAGUUGUAUGUAUUCCCGGUUUGGUGGUCUCUGUUUGUAUCCGUGUAUCUCUCGAUUUGGUCGUAUUUGUGUCCAUGUAUUUCUUUGUUUCGCUGGUGAAUAAAAGACGUCUAUUGGUCA
Messenger RNA from Hordeum vulgare subsp. vulgare (domesticated barley), 3591 nucleotides. RefSeq lists its product as uncharacterized. Bases 201 to 3449 code for a protein of 1082 amino acids. Lineage: Eukaryota; Viridiplantae; Streptophyta; Magnoliopsida; Poales; Poaceae. The record is from RefSeq and is a predicted model, not a curated record. The transcript has 2 exons.